Molecule: messenger RNA, 417 nt
Organism: Phycomyces blakesleeanus NRRL 1555(-)
Lineage: Eukaryota; Fungi; Mucoromycota; Mucoromycetes; Mucorales; Phycomycetaceae
Exons: 1
Coding region: 1-417 (138 amino acids)
Source: RefSeq, a predicted model, not a curated record
AUGACGACUUUAGUAAAUAUACUAAAAAAUCUAUUUAGAUAUAAGAAGGAAAAUAUGAUGCAGCUGGCCAUAAUCUCAGGGCCUGAGCACCCAAAAAACAUUGCUUCUUUCCUGGAGCCCAUUGUCGAAGAUCUUAAUGCCUUGGGGACUACCGGCCUGUGGUUCCAGACUGGUGGUGGGUAUGUGGUUGCAAAGGUUCAUCUUGUUAUGGCAACUGGAGAUACUCCAGCUGUCUCUGACUUGAUGAACCUGACGCACCACAACUCGCAGUAUGGUUGCCAACAUUGUUUUGCACAAGCAAACAGCGAGUUUAGAACCAUGUGUAUUGUGGAAAGAGAGGGUCCUGCGACUUUGAGAGAUGUGGAGAGCAUACGCUAUUCUGUAGGAAACAUAGGUUCUAACUCAACAAAAGUUUAA